AUGCCUCUCGUCAAUGUCACUUCGGUCGCGGCCGUCCUCCUGCUCCUCUACCUAUCCUCCUUUAUCCUACUUGCGAUUUUGAGGAUUGCGACCGGCAUAUCAAUUCAGCGCAUUGGCUACUUUAGCUUGAGGCACAUUUCAUACACCCCAAGAGAAGGACUGAGAAUAGAUCUGCGAGGUGUUGGACUGAGCUUGCGUAGGCCUACCUUCGCCCAGCCAACAUGGAUCAGUAUUGUGUUCGAAGAUUUGAAGCUCACCAUUGAUCCGACCGCGUUGGAAAACACAUCCACAAAGACGAAUUCACAGCACAUCACCAAAGGGAAGCUGGAGCAAGACGCAGACUUACGCCGGCAUAGCGGACACAAGAGCCAGCUUUGGAAGAAGCUGACCAACAUCAAAGACCACAUCAAACGCCUGCACCGCAAAAUCCGUGUUUGGCGCAUGUUUGAUGUCAGUGCCUAUAACACAUCUGUGGAGAUUGUUGGUGUCGGCUAUGUACAGAUUUCGACCUUCACUGCGGCUGUUUACACCAGACGGAAGCUCCUUGAUCGUGGACGACUCUUCCGACACAAGAAGGACCCUCUGGGAGACCAGAAGCCUGCGGAAUGGGUUUUUACAGUCAAGAGCAUUCAGAUGGGAGUUGGUGGCCGUGAUCCAAUCGAGAUACUCGAUGCGCUGACAAUUAACGUGCAUGGCUUGCUUUACAAGGACAAGGAAGGCCUCCGGGACACUUCAAUCGCGAUCAAAGGCGGCCGAGUCUAUGUACCUGUCGAUGAGCUUAUUCACUUCUCGCGGAAGGGUAAAAGGACGACGAAAGCCUAUGAGCCCUAUGAUGUGCUAAGUCCUAUCGAUGAGAUUUCGUUCGAGGAUGUGGCCGGAGAACUGGACAGUCCCGGAAGUCGUGAGGCUGCUAUCGUGCAGACCGUAGCAGACUCAAAAGAGUUUCUACGUUCUGCCCUUCAGAGCAUCCAGGAGAUUCAGGUCGGUAUGAGCUUUGUACGCAUAUCGAAAGAGAUUGUGUCACUCAGGCAAGCCAAUCUUCCGCUGGUCGCCAACGUCGUCAUCCACGAAAUUGGCAUUGACCUGCAUAGGCUCGAGCAAAAUUCGCCUGCACAUCGCAUGUACUUUCAGAGGGAGGACACCGCUCAUCAAGCCCUGCUUGCCGCUCUGUCAAUCUCUGUCAGCCUUGACGAAGAUGACUCUCCCCCGAACAGGGUCAUGUACAUACCCAUGGCUACGACCACUAUCAGGACAACUCUACCAGCUAAGACUAUGAAUUUCGCACAAGACCGAGACGUUGCCGAAAGGAACAGAAAUAUCCUGUUUGCCAAUCUUGUUGUCACAUCACCAUCGCUCGACUUAGCACCACAGCACCUUAUGAAACUGUUGGCUCUCACUCAGCAAGGCCAUAAAUCUCAAGGUCAAGCUCCUCGUAAUCACCACCGUCUCAUCUCAAGAUUGCUUCCCAAAGCUAGCAUCAAGUUCUCCAUCCAUGAACCAGUGCUCAGAUUUGUGUUGCCAGUCGCAAAUCCUGCUCACGCUGGCCCAGGCGAGUACGACAUGAUCAUUUCCUCCAUCUCCUCCAUCUCUCUGGACGUCGAAUCCUCUCACUCAGCAGGUGGAGAGUUGUUGUAUUCUCUUGGGUCGAGCUUCCGCGUCCUAUCACAUAAAUUAUAUUAUCAAGCUUCAACAGGCACGACGCACAACUUAAUCAUUACCGAAGCUUUGGAACUCAAGAUUCAACUCACUGCAUCGACGAAUGUCUCCGUCACGCUCCAAGGAAAUUUGCGGACUUUCUCCAUUCUCAUGGUUCGAGACGAAGUAAGCAAGGCAAUCUAUAAUAUAGUGAGGCACUUCAAACAUCGUGCUCCUGAGGAUAAAGCGGCCGUCCCAAAGUUGCCUUCCACAGCCUUCUUGCGGAAACUUCCUGCCUGGCUUAUCGAGGCAAGCUUCGAAGGUUCUGGUUGCAGCCUCGAGGUUGCGGGCGUCGACCCUAGCGUCUCUGCCCAAACACGAGGUGCUGCCUUUGAGCUUGAAUCCUGGUCAGCCCACUACACAUCGGCAAAAUCAGAUUCAGGACGAAAGACGAAAGGACGGAAAGUCAGCACUUCAGUCCGCUAUGAUGAGACAUUUUCAGCGGACAAAGGUGUCUACUCUUCUCCUUCACCACAAAAGCAUCACCAUAGUGAUCCCACGGAUGGAAGACGACUCGCAUGCCAUGUCAAGGGCUUUGACGGCUUCAUCAUCGAAUCCCUUGAUCGGUGGGAACCGACGCCAUUCAUGUCUAUCCCACGACUUGAAACUGCAUUCAGCACAUCAAGGGAUCAGCAAGGACCAUUGUUCCACAUUCACUCCUCUAUUCGUGCGUUCUAUUUGGACUUCUCCCUUUACAGAUUCUACUCGAUAGGUGUUGCAGGUUUCGUUGUGAAAGAAGCGUUCCUGGGACCAGUCCCGAUCAAACAAGAUACACAACAUCAUCCGAAAACAGCAGAUCACCACGCUGUCCAUGGGCAUCUGCCUGCAUCUUUGGACACAGAACUUUUUGCAAUCGACGUCAAGGCGCAUUACGUGCAAGUCAAGGCUGAUAUGCCACAUGAUCCCCAGAUGAUGCUCCAGAUCUACCAAGUCUCGGGAGGCCGACACAGAUGGGCGGCUCCCUUCAUUAAGGCCGAACUUGCCCGUUUGCACGCGGAAGCGCCGCACCUCAAACGAAUUUGGGCGCGUAUCGUCAGCAUCAGCAAUGUGCGUGUAGAUCUGCGCCACAACAAGAAGAAGACGCAGCACGGCAUGAUUGAAGAGAAAACCAUCGACGUCUCGACCGACUUCAUUCGUUUAGCAGUACCGCACGGGCUCCAAAUGUACAGGGUUUUUGACAACUUCAUCAACACUUCAAAGGCCAUGAAACAGCUGCAGCACCGGUUCCAGACACGGUCCAACGAGUAUGUGCUCGCGAAGCACCCCGUUUCUCCUGUUAAGGUUCCUCGAAUCUCGCUUCGGUCCAAAGCCCUUUGUUUCGAGCUGGAAGAUGACCCUUUCGAAUGGAAACUUGGUGUGAUCUAUCACGUUGGCCGCAUUGAGCAGAAGCAACGCCUUGCCCGUGAAGAUGCCUUCCGCUUGAAGGUUAAACGAAUGAAUGACGAGAGGCGACCUCGGUCAUCGUCCCGACUGCGGGCCCAAUCCGCUCACUCAAGCCGCCGUGGCUCUCCCAACGCCACCCCUGAUCGUCAUCAUCAUCGACGUUCCCGGAGUGUUGACACUGGACCGAGAGCCACCACGCCGAGAAAACGAUCUAUCUCCAGGGGGAGGCGCGGCAGAGACUCGCAUCGAAUUCGAUACGAUCGUGAAGGCGUGUGUUCACUGACAACCCAUGCCAAGAUAGAAGCAAGUGAGGCGUGGGAAAAGCUUCAGGAGCACAAUUCCCGGAGCUGGAAAAGACGGAUCGACUGGAUGCUUCGUCUGCAGAACAACACCGUGAAAAGUGUUCGACAGCUGUUCAUGGGCGCAGAUGAACCCCCUCACGACGACCAUGAGACCGAGACGAUUCUUGGCAUUCCGAACCGCCCUGGCUUGAUGACCUUGAUCAUCAGUGACCUGCACCUCAUCGUUGACAAGCCUUCUUUUCCGGAAGCUGACCUACCCAAAUUCCUCCAUGAAAUUGGCAAAGGCAUGCCGUACGACAUGAAGUACGGAUUGCUGAUUCCUACAAGCCUGAGUCUCGAUAUGGGAGAGGCUCGUGUUUUCCUUCGAGAUUAUCCCCUUAACCUUCUUCAUAUUCCCGCCAUACGCCCUGGACAGCCAGCUCGCUUGCCAAGCUGGUCUCUCAGAACAGACUUUGUGAUUGCAGAAGAAUUUCGAGAUGAGAAUUCUAUCAAGCAUGUUAAAGUCGAGAUCGUCCCCAAAGGGCAGCAUGGAGAACACGGAGAAGAGAUUCCUGCCUUUGCGAUUGACGUUAGAAGGACGGUGGCCCCGGUCAAAAUGUAUUCAAAGCCUGUUAUCGACAUCAACACUAGCCUACCAACCACCAUUUCCUGGGGUACAUCCUACCAACCCGUGAUACAAGACAUGAUGAUGAUCAUUGAGAGCUUCACGAAACCUGAAAUAGACCCUUCCGAGAGGGUCGGUUUCUGGGAUAAGAUUCGGCUGAGCUUUCACUCGCGGCUUGUUGUGAAUUGGAAGGGGGACGGAGAUGUUCAGCUCCGACUAAAGGGUACGAGAGAUCCAUAUAUUGUUACUGGAUACGGUGCUGGCUUUGUCAUGUGUUGGCGCAACGAUGUACAGUGGUUGAUACACCAAGUGGAUGACCCCCGAGAGUUCAUGACUGUGAAAAGUGGUGAAUUUAUAUUGGCCAUUCCCGACUACAGCCACGAAGCCCGCAACACACCAGAGCAGAGAGCAAGCAAUGAUUCAGACAGCGUAUCUAGCACCAGUUCUACGAAAAACUCCGCCAUUUUCAAAAAGGUCAUCAUGAAGUUAUCGGGGAAUGUUCAAUGGACUGCUGGCCUGGUCUUUGAACGGGAUUUGCCAGACGGGAGCCGCACUUCAGAAUCCAGACAUCAUUACGAUGUGGUAUUGAGGAAUCCCCUCUUUCUCCAGGACCUCGAUUUGAAUUCCUAUGACGCGUUCCGUGGUUUCCGCAGUCAUCAUGUACAUCUCUCCUUGGCCGUUGCUGCACCAUACGACAAAAACUGGGUUGGUGCAGACUCAGCACCUUCCGAAAGCUACAACAGCGUCCAUCUGAGUCCGAAAUUCUUUUCUCACUUCUUCAACUGGUGGUCGACCUUCUCUGGCGUGAUGUCUCUACCAGUCCGGCAAGGUUCACUGUGGAGAGGUCAGGGAAAGACCAGCAAGAAAUUUGGACGACACCUUUCAACGAUCAAAUACAACCUUCUGCUGUCUCCUCUCUUCAUCUCGCACGUUUACAAACACAAGGAUGCUGAAGAUUAUCAAGCUGACGUUGUCUCUGCAACCGGCUUAAAAAUCAAGAUUGAUAGCUUCAUGCUGGACCUGCAUCAGCGCAGAGAGUAUUUUAAUACCAUGGCAAAGGUACGGGCAAAACAAAUGAGGACCAGCGGCAUGAAAAUCUACAAGACUGAACUUGAUUUUGUACGGGCGGACUUGAGGGCUGUGGCAGCACUCAUUGCAGGGACAACGGCGGAAGACAUUCAAAAUGCAAGCGAGGAAACACUCUCUUCCUUGCAAGAAGUGCCUGCGAACAUCGACCUGUCCCAAUUCACCAUUCCAGAUCAGGAUCUAUCGUGGAUUGACAUGGACGACUUUGUGGAAUUAGAUUGGGUGUUACCCGCAGAGUCGAACCCGGAAACCAAGAUCCUGCCAUUGGCUUUCACUCCGCGUUUCACCUACUUCCGACAGACCGAUCAUGGAGGUGCCAUUCAGGGAGACGAGUCCCGUACGAGUCCGUUUGGCGACGAGGACACACACUUCUGCGUGAUGGGCCGUGAUAAUAACCCAAGAAAGGUUCAGAUGAAUCUUAUCGAAACAAGGCUGCACGAUCUCGAAGACAGGCUUCAAACCCACGUGCGCAUUAUGAACGAGCACGAACUUCUUUUAGUUAGAGAAGGAGAUCACAACCAAGCAGUCCGCGACAAACAUGAGCUUCUCGUCGCACAACAGAAGGAGUUAGAAAGCAAACGACGAUUCCUCCAACAUGGACUCCGACGUCUGAUCGGCCAUGCAAACCCAGGCGAGGUUCAACAUGUCGACAAUACUACGCCUCCCAAUGGAGACGUGACGAAGUCUACGCCGGACUUGGAAGGACAGACACCUGGAACUCCUCAAAUGGACAUGGACGGGUUGUAUUCAGCUCCUCACGAUGAAUUUGCGAGUGACUUCAACAACCGCUUCAUCAUCCAUAAUGUUCAGCUAAAAUGGAACAAUUCAUUGAGAAAUAUCAUCCUGCGUUACAGCCACCAAGUCAGCCAACGCCGAGGUUUUGUAUACUACAUGUCACGCCGCGCCGUUAAAUUUAUCCUCGACAUUGUUGACGAGCAGGCGAAGGCCAAGGAACAGCGGCGCAGACAAGAGAGGAAGAAUCAACCGCCGGUUCCCCCCACGCCGAGUGUCAUCUCCCCGAGUGAGGAGAAAGAUGAGGAUUCCGUGAUAGAAGACCGGAUUAACCAGCUUCUGAAUGAUGUGAAACGGUUUGUCCAAGUCCCCGAAGGAGAUGUGGAUGAGGAAUCAAAGCGCCCUGCAGCCGAGUAUGACGAUAUCGAGCGGAGGUCGUCGACUGCUGAUCUCGGUGACAAGAUUGCAGAGAACUUCCAGGCGAUGAAUAGCUAUCACCUGCGUCUGAUCGCUCCCCAGAUUCAACUCCAGAGUGAGAAGAACACCAAGGCUAUCGUGCUCAUAUCGGCAAAAGGAAUGCAACUAAAAGUUGUAUCUAUCAUGGAUAAAGCUCGCAUGUCGGACGACGUCAGUGGCCUUGUUCAGCGUCGCUUCGCACUUGACAUGGAUGGAGCACAAUUCUUCGUGGCCACGCAAAAGACAUUGGCCAGGUAUCUCCAUCUGUACUCGGGCAACAGAUAUGGCAACUCUCCUGGAUCGUCGUGGCCACCCUGGGUUUCUCUUGAAGCCAUGUUCGAUUUCCAUCUAGAACCUUUCGGUUUCCAAAGAGUGAUUCAGAAGACUUCUGCAGGCCUCCGAUACGAGAAGUACAAUCCCCUUCGCCUAAAAUACAACGAGGAGGUUGAGAGCAACGAAAACGGAGAACCCAAUGAUGCCGCACGAAGAGAAAACCGAAUUGAUCAGUUAUGGGUUGACUUCCCCCGGAUUCGUGCUCGGUGCGACUCCACUCAGUACUACGCGAUGUACAUCAUAGUCCUUGACCUGUUGCUAUACAGUGAACCUUUGGAGAAGACAAGAAGCGAACGAUUGGAGAAGAUAAUGCUCGCAUCUGACUUCAGUGAUUUGCGAGGCGCCCCUGAGAUGGCUGAAAGCCUCCAAGAACGCAUCCGACAGCUCGAAGACAUCAAACUUCAUUUCCAGAUCCAUGCCAAAUAUCUCGACAAGCAAGGCUGGCAAGAUCGAAUCAAUCUUGAGAAGGACCUUGCCAGUUGCGAAGACGAAUUGUUCUUUAUUAUGAAAGCUAUCAAUACGUCUCAGCAAAAGAGCGAAGACCGGAAAGUCUCUCAAUCAAGUGGUCUCUUGCGGUGGUAUCUCAGUGCCUCUGAGAUUGUGUGGCACCUCAUGCGUGACAAGGACGAACCUCUCCUGGAGUUUCAAUUGGGCAACGCCGCAUAUGAGCGGAUUGACAACACUGACGGCUCCAAUCACAAUGCCUUGGAAGUGGAACACAUCAGAGGCUGGAAUCUCCUGCCCAAUGCACUGUACCCGGAAAUAAUUGGACCCUACUACGAAGCAUCAGAAAAGGACAGGCGACCUAGCAUUGUGGAGUCUCAAAAAAUGCUCCAGGUACACUGGUACAUGCUCGAAGCCAUUGCUGGUAUUCCCGUACUGGAACGCUUCCAGGUCACCGUCUUCCCACUAAAAGUGCAGCUCGAACGUGAACUUGGCAAAAAGCUCUUCGAAUAUAUAUUCCCUGGCGUGGGGUCGAAUGCCUUUGAGAACGGCAGUUUUUCUCCGCUCAUGGUUAAGAACAUGGAGCCCACGGAUGACGGAGACGAUCAAGAGUUUGUGGAAGCACACAGUGCGUUAAUGUCGGAGCAGGAUCUUCAGAGCCCGAGCCCAGACAAAACUCGUAAUACUUCACCGGGUGCUGUGGCAAGAAGGCUGAAGCCAACCUACGGCCUUGAUGAUGAUGAGAAGCAAAAAGACUUGGCCUCCUCCUCUCAUGGCAAGAACAAAGGUCUCGGUAUCUCGGGGGAUCACCACAAAUUCUUCAAACACUUCAACAAGUCCGAGACUCGCUCUGUGUUCAAGGAGAAGGAACCUACGCGCAAAGGAUCCUCAACCAGUCUGGGAUCCGCAAAGAAACACGAUGCAUCAUCUACAAGUCUGAUUGCGCUUGGCUCCAGUGACGGGGGAACAGAGAGAAAGCGCUUCCCCAUACACAGGACUGGCAGCAAAGAACGCAGCGCCACUGGCAAGAAGGACAAAAAGGACAAGGCUCCCACAGCCAAUGACGACCUCUCCCAGAUGAUGUCUCGUGCGUCCAACUACAUGACGCUUGCGCACGUCAAACUCAACAGCUUUGUCGUCUGCCUCUCGUAUAAGGGCAAAUCGGAUCGCAACUUCGAGGAUCUGCACGACUUUGUAUUCCGCAUGCCAACGCUCGAGUAUCGGAACAAGACGUGGUCAAACUUGGAUCUUGCGCUCAGGUUGAAAAAGGAUGUGAUCAGAGCAUUGAUUAGCCACACUGGAGCGAUUAUUGGGAACAAAUUCUCGCAUCACCGACCCAGUAAGAAACAGGUCGAACGACUCAAAGAGAUAGCGCAUUCAAGCACCAUUGCGAAUUCAGACAUUAAUCUUCAGCUCUCAGGAACUUCAGAGACGACAAGUCUGUAUAGCUUCUCGCAGGACGGGAGGGAUGAUGAUUUCGAGUCCUCGGGUAUAUCAUUUCAGUCGCCGCCCGGAACGAAUGGGCAUCACAAGGGAGGCACUUUCCAUGGGCCUAGCCCCUUACUGCGGAGCGGGUCGUGGUCUUCGAGCAUCAAUCUACCAUCUAUGGGGGCCACGGGUAGUGGGACACUCAUAGGUACCACACCACGUUCAGUCCCCAGCACUGCUGGCGGAGGUGGCGGAGGAGCCGUUGGUGGAAAUGGAGUCGUCAAUAACACAUCCUCGUUCUUUUCACGACCGCGAUCUGCGCAUCCGAGCUCCGCAACAAACUCCAGUCCGAAUCUCAACAGUCCCAACAAUUCCCCUUCGACCCCAAGCAGAGGUCUACUAAAGGACACGAUCGGGAGACAUUUCUCUGGAGACACGGUGAAAGGAAGAGUGCAUUUCGGUGGACUCUCAUUGAUCAAAAGUGAAAGUCAUUCGCACCGAGAGAGGAGCGACAGUCGUGGCAGCCACACUCCUAGCACCAAGGAGAGGGAAAGAGAAGUUGGUGGAAAUGAAGAAGGUUCGGCAGGAAGCGUCGCUGGUGGAGUUGUUGGAGGUGCCGGCGGGUUGGGCACAGACAGCGACGCGGAGACCAAAAAACGGGGGAGUGUGUUGAUGCUGGGCAAAAAGGUGUUGCACCGGUUGAGCUAG
Molecule: messenger RNA, 9171 nt
Organism: Fonsecaea multimorphosa CBS 102226
Lineage: Eukaryota; Fungi; Ascomycota; Eurotiomycetes; Chaetothyriales; Herpotrichiellaceae
Exons: 1
Coding region: 1-9171 (3056 amino acids)
Source: RefSeq, a predicted model, not a curated record